AUGUUCGCAAUUCCUGCGCUUGUCCUCUCUUUCAACCACCACAAGAUGAAGUUCUCAGCCGCCAUCCCCGCUAUCUUCCUGGCCGCCAGCGCCCUCGCCGACUGCAACGUCGCCCUCAAGAACGACUUCGACGUGCAGGUCGGCAGCGGGUGCAUCUCCAAGACCGACGGCGGCUACAUCCUGGCCUCGGGCAAGAACUUCUUCGUCCAGGUGACGGAUUCGUGCGGCAUCGACGUGCUGUACCUUCCCAACACCUGGAGCGCUCAGUCUCUGGGCCCUUGCUGA
Molecule: messenger RNA, 285 nt
Organism: Colletotrichum chrysophilum
Lineage: Eukaryota; Fungi; Ascomycota; Sordariomycetes; Glomerellales; Glomerellaceae
Exons: 2
Coding region: 1-285 (94 amino acids)
Source: RefSeq, a predicted model, not a curated record